CGGGUGUGUGACCUUUUGGUUUUGCCACCACGCAAAAGGAUUGAAUUGGAUAUUGAGGGUUUUAUUUGUGUUGUUUGUUAUUUAUCUAUUGUUGCCGAAGAAUUGAUUCUGUGAUUUACACCGAAGAAUCCUCGAGUCGAGCCAUACACCGCCGACCGACCUUUAAAGCUCAACCCCACGUCACAAUCGACUACUGGAGGCGCAUCCACCACCACAACCACCACAAGCUUGACUCAACCCACGACCAUCACAAUGCCUGAUACUACACCCCCAAGCAGCGAGGCGGCAGACCCGAGUCCGUAUGAAGAGGCGACGCGACGGUCGACUUCCACGAGUCGGUAUGCGGCGCAUGGACGGGGUGGCGCUGGUAAUAUCUCGGCAGCACCACCACCCCCAGUCUCCCCGACGGACCUGGAGACGCCGACGCUGAAGGAGGAGGUGUAUACGACGGGGCGGGGGGGGAGUGGGAAUAUGGUUGCGAAUACGGGGAAGGCGGGGGCGAGGAGGGCGCAGGAUGUUGUUGCACUGCCGAGACGAGAGUCAGAAGGUGCGCAUGUAGGACGCGGAGGUGCGGCGAAUAUUGUCAAGGUGCCUACGAGGGGCCAGGGGGAGGAAUCGUCUGUGGGGGCGAAGGAUGAGAGGGAAGGGAAGGAGAGAAAAGAGGUGAAGGAAAAGAAGGAGGGGAAGGGGAAGGGGAAGAACAUUGAAGGUGCACCGGUGGAAGAGGGCGUUGUAGAGAGGGGUCGGAGGUGGGUUGCUGGGCUUGUGAGGAGGGGGUCAUAG
Pseudogymnoascus destructans is the source of this 783-nucleotide messenger RNA. RefSeq lists its product as uncharacterized. NCBI's taxonomy places the organism in Eukaryota, Fungi, Ascomycota, Leotiomycetes, Thelebolales, Thelebolaceae. The coding region runs from base 253 to 783 and encodes 176 amino acids. The transcript is spliced from 3 exons. The record is from RefSeq and is a predicted model, not a curated record.